Musca vetustissima is the source of this 569-nucleotide messenger RNA. RefSeq names its product dynactin subunit 5 (gene DCTN5-p25). Bases 1 to 567 code for a protein of 188 amino acids. The transcript has 3 exons. The record is from RefSeq and is a predicted model, not a curated record. Lineage: Eukaryota; Metazoa; Arthropoda; Insecta; Diptera; Muscidae.
AUGGAAAUCGCCAAUACCUAUUACAGCAAGGAUGAAUAUGUGGAGACGGCAUCGGGCAACAAAGUUAGCCGUCAAACAGUGCUAUGUGGCUCCCAAAAUAUCGUCCUCAAUGGCAAGGUAAUCGUACAAAGUGGUUCCAUUAUACGUGGCGAUUUGGCCAAUGUGCGGACGGGACGUUAUUGUGUUAUAAGCAAAAAUGCCGUCAUACGACCACCAUGUAAACAGUUUAGUAAGGGAAUUGCCUUCUUUCCCAUGCAUAUUGGUGAUCAUGUGUUUAUAGGGGAGGAUGCGGUGGUAUCUGCGGCCGUGAUAGGGUCAUUUGUCUAUAUUGGAAAGAAUGCCAUAAUUGGCCGCCGUUGUGUUCUCAAAGACUGCUGUAUUAUUGAGGAUGGUGCGGUGCUACCACCCGAAACCACUGUGGGCAGUUAUAUGCGUUUCACUGCCAAAGGCACCAUUGAGGGUGGUCAAGGCAAUCCGAAUUUUGUACCCACCGCCAUGCAAGAUCAAAUGAUAGACUAUACCAAAUCAUUCUAUGAACAUUUUGUGCGAACUCCCGUUGCAUGUUAACA